This is a messenger RNA of Aspergillus steynii IBT 23096, 877 nucleotides long. RefSeq lists its product as uncharacterized. The record is from RefSeq and is a predicted model, not a curated record. Lineage: Eukaryota; Fungi; Ascomycota; Eurotiomycetes; Eurotiales; Aspergillaceae. The transcript has 3 exons. Gene Ontology annotation, molecular function: nucleic acid binding; ATP binding. The coding region runs from base 38 to 877 and encodes 279 amino acids.
AUCGUUUCGACUAUCAUUAGACCAGUCACCCAACAGCAUGGAUGAGAUUCUAGGUCCAGAACCCCCGGAGCAUCUCAACGAACCAUCCGAGCCCGAACAUGUCACCUUUGAUCUAAAGCGUGAGCUCGCUGAAAUGAUAGACGCCGACAAUCUACAUGGCGAGAUAUCCUCAUUCCACUAUCUCAUGCGUCCUAUUUUCGAAGGCCACCACGUUCUCGCCAUGGGCCCCUUCCACUCACGUCAUACCUUCUUGUUCAUCUGUAUCCUUAACCUUAUCAACACAUCCACUAACCGUAGCCCUACCACAUCAUCAUCGUUGUCACCAUUAUGUCAAUCUAUCGUCCUCACCUCCAGCCCUUCCUUCAGCUACGUACUUCACAAAAUCGCCAACAGAGUCGGCUCUCACUUCCACCCUCCCAUACACACCCACUGCUGCUUUCACAAUCGAACGACAGGUGCCCAAACCGAAGCCACGGAGUUAUCAACCUCUCCCCUCCCAGAAAUUGCAGUAGACACCCCGGGGCGAAUGCUUUACUACCUUCAGCGCGGGGCUCUUGAGUCACGGAAUCUAGGCAUUAUUGUGCUGGAUGGGGUAGAUGAGCCGUUUGAUAGGGGGUUUGGGGAACAGGUAGUGGAUAUUUUGAGAUUGUGUUCAUGUUCAUGCUCGUUAGGUGGGGAGAGGAGGGCCAAGAAGAUGCAGGUUGUGGUGCAUGUGGGUGAUAUGUGUCGGUGGAGGGAGAUUUGGGGUUUGAUAGGGGAAUUUGUAGGGGGAGGGAAAGAGGUGGUUAGGGUUUGGGAUGAGAGUGUAUUGCGUCAGACGGUGGUGCUUUGGCCGUGGAGAGUUGCGGAUUGGGUGAGGUUGGGGGCUAAUACUUGA